Molecule: messenger RNA, 2748 nt
Organism: Kwoniella shivajii
Lineage: Eukaryota; Fungi; Basidiomycota; Tremellomycetes; Tremellales; Cryptococcaceae
Exons: 13
Coding region: 1-2748 (915 amino acids)
Biological process (GO): protein deubiquitination
Cellular component (GO): cytosol; nucleus
Molecular function (GO): cysteine-type deubiquitinase activity; protein binding
Source: RefSeq, a predicted model, not a curated record
AUGCCACCCAAGAAGGUACCUCGACCCGACUGGGAUUGGAUGUCGACAAUUGCGAUUCCCGAGGAAAUCACUCUCGAACAUCAUCGUCGAGCGGCGGGGCUGAACAGUUGUAUCUCUUGUCCUUACACAUUCGACGUGGCCACCAAAAGCAAAUUUGAAGAUGAUGAUAUUAUUGAGACUGACUCGAAGGGUAAAGCCAAAGCCAAGAAGGUGACAGGGUGUACGAAAAAGGGAUGUUCAGAGAAUCCUAGGUGUUAUAAUCAUCUUGGUAUCGAGGAAGUGAUGAAUCCUGAGGUCAUCAAGUCACGCCUAGAUCGACAGAUUGGAGAGAUACCACAAAUCAGAGAUGGUCCAGCUGGUUUAAGGAAUCUAGGCGCAACGUGUUAUGCGAAUGCUUUCCUUCAAUUGUGGUUUCACAAUGUAGCUUUUAGAAAUGGAGUGUAUGCCUGUGUUACAACAGAAGUUGUCAAUCCUAUGGGCUUGAUAGCGGCGUUGAGGUUGGAGAAAGGCAGUCAACAGGAUGCAGCGGAAUUUUCCAAAUUGUUCAUGUCUGUGCUUUCAGCUGAAUUUGCCAAAAACCCGAAUGCAGAAAUUCGAUCUUUCAUGAAGGACCAAUUCGAAGGAACGAUGCAGUAUAUCACUACUUGUCCUUGUGGACAUGAAAGUACCACAGAAAAUUGUAUUGACGUCUUGAUGACUCCGGAAAGGCUCGAAGGCGAUAACAGAUACAAUUGUCCAGCCUGUAUGAGACGUAGAGAAGCCACACGAAGACAAAUUCCUGUCGGCUUGCCCCCAGUUCUCCAUAUGUCGUUGAUGAGAUUUGUUUUUGACUACAGAACUUUGACAAGAAAGAAAAGUCCAGCUUCAAUAACCUAUCCUAAGACAAUAGUUCUAGCUCGACAACAGUACCAGUUGAGGGCGGUGAUUACGCAUGAGGGGAAAAGUGCUCAUCACGGUCAUUUUAUCUGCGAAGUUUAUCAUGAGGCGGAACAAAGCUGGCUUCUAUGCAAUGAUGAGGAAGUGAAAGAUCUUUCGGAAAGACCUAAAAAGAAACCACGAAUAAUGCUCAACCUCGACGGUGAUACGCAAACCUCCAAAGAUGCUUAUAUGUUGGUGUACAAGAGGAACAAUGGGAUAAGGGUUCAACCUCAACAGCCUCCACGUUUAAUUAUUGAGAAAGUCGAGGCACUUAACGUCACCUUGGAAAGUGAGAUAAACGAGAUUGGCGUGAAGCGAGAAGCCAUGGAAGAUGAACUGGCUCACCUUGACGGUAUCAAGAGACUCGUCGCAGAACUUCUUCCUGGGACAGAUUGUAUUGUUCCUCGCGAAUCCCUCCAAAAAUGGCUUGCAGCGGACACAUUCCCGGCGUUGUACGAACCGUUUGAUAUGACGCCUCUCUUGUGUUCUCAUGCUGGCAUUGACCCUUCCAAGGCUGGAAAUUCAACCCUAAUAUCAGAAGAAGCUUUUGAACAAAUUCGUCUGUUGAACGAAUGUCCAAGAUUAGAGGUUUGUGCUGUAUGCGUAGAAGCAGGAUAUCAGAGACUUUCCGCACAGUCUGACUUGAAAGCCCUUACUUUGUCUUUUGAUGAAGCAAACGUUGGAGAAGGUGAAUAUGUCAUCUCGAAACCAUGGCUUGACCAGUGGCGUGGUGGAAAUCUGCGACAUGGAAUUUUACCCACAGAUGAAGGAUUUACCUUAUUCUGCGAACAUGGAAAUAAGGCUAUUAUACCCAAGCACCAACUCAAAGCUACAUGUUCCUUGAUCUCGGCGGAAGCUUUGGGUAUCCUGAAAUCUAUAGUUGGAGAAUUUGAAGCUUAUGAACAUGAUGAGGAAGAUUGCGACAUGUGCAAUUCGAUGUUGUCGGCGAAUGACGAAAUCAAGAAGGCAAGAUACGAAGAAACCAAGAUUGAUAGAACGAUCAAAAGAACAUAUCUCAAUUCAGGUAUUGGGUUUGGUCUAAAUUAUUAUGCUUUAUCGCUAGACUUUGUCGAGAAAUGGAAGAAAUACAUCCAGGGCGUUGUGGAGAAGCCCGAGCUAAAUCUUGGUUUAUGUGAACAUGGAUUAUUGGAUUAUAAUCCUCAAAUGGAGCAACCGCCUGUACUCGAUGAACGAGGCUGGAGGAUGUUAACUGAAAAGUAUGGCGAAAAGGAACCAAUCAUAAUUCAGUUCGAGUCAAAACCUCAACGCGGCAAAAAAACUUGCGUCAGCUAUUUCCAGCCUGAUAUCUGCGAAGAAUGUUGCUUAGCUCGACGCUCGAACUUCGAAGAGAUUGAGGUACCCAUUAGAAGAGCAUCCUCACCUGAGCCUGCUCCCGUGUUCGCCAAGCGGUCCUCCUCGCUUGUGAAUGGGUUCAACAAGACAGCUUCAUACAAUGGAUACCGGAGUACUCGGUCCAAGUCUACCAAAGAAAUUCAUGUUUCAGCUACGAGAGACACCUCCGUCAAAGACUUGAAAAUCGAAGUUAUGGAAGUUACCAAGUUUACUCCUAUACACCAACGUAUUAAGUAUAAAGGUAGAGAGCUAGACUCAUCUGAAACGAUAGGUAGCAUCGGGUUCCUGAAAGGAGAUGAGUUGACAUACGAAGAGAUUGUGGAAUUCGACGACAUUGAUGAAGAUGGUGAACUUGUGAAUUGCAAUGGGGAAGGAUUUGGUGGUACAGCUUUAUUGUCUCGCAUAGCAUGUCCUCAAUGUACAUUCGAGAAUGAUGGAGCUGCGUCAGCUUGUAAGCCCUUCAACAUGGAAUUUUGA